AUGCUCCCACCACCUGCAAUUCCAUUGUCAGGAACAGCCUCGGAAACGGGGCGAGCGACAGGCGAUAUUGAUUUGGGACUCGGCGCUGUUGGUUCAGGCGGCGCUCUCUUGUGCAUGGCAGCCCCACCCACAACGGCCUGGCCGCCCCAUCCAAGUGCCAUCUCUCCCACGGCACAGUGUUUUGGAUGGGUCACAGGCCGGCCCCGGCUUUGGGCGUGGCCCGCCGACGUAGCCCCUCGCACUCCCCAAAGUUGGGACUUGCAGGCGAAGGACCCCAGCAAGCGCCACGGUGGGGACCGCUCCCAACGGCACUGUGUGCCAACUCCGCUCGCCGGCCGUGUGAUUCACCUGCUAUCUCCUCAUGCAACCAACCCAUUCGCUGGCGAGCAAACGGCCCAGGUUAGGCAGCGCUACAACAAAACCUCCACGCCGCCGUCCCGCCACCAUCCCGCCAGCGCCCGACCCCUCUAA
This is a messenger RNA of Gaeumannomyces tritici R3-111a-1, 471 nucleotides long. RefSeq lists its product as hypothetical. The transcript has a single exon. Lineage: Eukaryota; Fungi; Ascomycota; Sordariomycetes; Magnaporthales; Magnaporthaceae. Bases 1 to 471 code for a protein of 156 amino acids. The record is from RefSeq and is a predicted model, not a curated record.